AUGUCCAGUCUGGCUGCUCAUGCGAUACUGCACCCCAAGAUAAGUCAAAGCUUGGCUGUCUUGGCUACUACAAUCGGUAGGGAUAAGGCCUACAGGCUCAUCCAGUAUCUAGCCAGGUUGAUUGCGUGGUCCUUGCUACGUAAAGGAAAUGUCGAAACUGCUGCUAGAUGGGAGGGUCUGAAGAACGGGUUAGCUACUGGUAGAAAAGUGUUGCGACUGUUCAGACCUGCGGAAUUCCUACAAUCAGCUAUGAUUCUCGCUCAGAAGCCAGUGCAAGGACCAGCACAGAUCGCACAACUCGCUCAAAUAGGUCGUCAACUAGGAUAUGCGGGAUUCUUCACGAACGAUAUGAUAGUCUGGUUGGGUCAAAUAAGAUUUUUGAAACUUGACAAAGUGCAAUUGGAUCGAUUCCAGAGACUAACUUUCAAAUUCUGGCUAUCUGGUAUCAUCUGUUCUUUGAUUUCGUCAUCCGCAUCAAUAGUCAAGCUUCGAGCAGACAGUAGAAGGUUCGCCUUGAAUGCAGAUAUCGCUAAAAGGGAAAGUGGUGAAAAAGGUCCUGAUGAUCGUGCGAGAGAAGACGCUGAAAGGAGAGAAAGGGGAAGGGCGUUAUUAGCUCAAAGGCAGAGUCUUCUGUCUCAAUUGAUCAGCGACUCAUGCGAUGUUUGGAUUCCAGCUACUGGUCUAGGUUAUGCUAGCGUUAAUGACGGUGCACUGGGUGCUUUAGGAGCAAUCACAUCGUACAUGUCUUUACAGACUCAAUGGAAGAAGCACGCUGCAGCUGGAGUCAGGAAAAGUAUCUAA
Kwoniella shivajii is the source of this 801-nucleotide messenger RNA. RefSeq lists its product as uncharacterized. The record is from RefSeq and is a predicted model, not a curated record. The coding region runs from base 1 to 801 and encodes 266 amino acids. Gene Ontology annotation, biological process: peroxisome fission. The transcript is spliced from 7 exons. Lineage: Eukaryota; Fungi; Basidiomycota; Tremellomycetes; Tremellales; Cryptococcaceae. Gene Ontology annotation, cellular component: peroxisomal membrane.